Molecule: messenger RNA, 2453 nt
Organism: Gavia stellata (red-throated loon)
Lineage: Eukaryota; Metazoa; Chordata; Aves; Gaviiformes; Gaviidae
Gene: SUSD1
Product: sushi domain containing 1
Exons: 16
Coding region: 1-2247 (748 amino acids)
Molecular function (GO): calcium ion binding
Source: RefSeq, a predicted model, not a curated record
AUGAGCCCGGGGAGCGACCGGCGCCUGGGCCCUCUCCUGCUGCUGCUGGCGCUGCUGCAGUGCGCGGGGCGGCGGCGGGCAAUUGUGAAUGGAUCAGUUCCAGAUGUCUGUGCAACUUGCCACAUUCAUGCUACAUGUCAUCAAAUUGAAGGAAAAAGUGCCUGCAUCUGUAACUAUGGAUUCGUAGGCAAUGGGAGAACUCAUUGUCAAGAUAAAGAUGAAUGCCAGAUUGGAGCCAGCAAGAUCUGUGGAAACCAUACACUGUGUCAUAAUACACACGGAAGUUUUUACUGUGUUUGCCUUGAUGGAUACCGAGCCUCCAACAACAACAAGACAUUUAUUCCCAAUGAUGGCACGAACUGUACAGAUAUAGAUGAAUGCGAGGAGUCUGGGCUGUGUGGUCACAAUGCAAGAUGCGUGAAUACUGAAGGAAGCUACAAGUGUUACUGCAAUGAUGGUUAUAAAUUAGAAAACGGAGAGCGUUCUUUUCAUCCAGAUGAGAACAUAGUUUCAUGCAAAGAAAUUGGAUGUGGUUCCCCUCCUGAAAUGAAGCAUGGCUACAUUGUGGGGAACUACAGCUUGCUGCCAGGAAGUGCGGUUCAUUAUGAAUGCAAAGAAGGGUUUUACAGCAAUGAGGGAAAGUUCUCAUAUUGCACUGCAAAUGGAACUUGGGAACCUGCCACUUUAAGCUGUAAAGGUGUGGAUUGUGGGGUUCCACCUUCUGUUUUAAAUGCAUAUCCGGCAUCUGUAAGUGGGACCACAUACAGAAGUGAAGUUACUUACAACUGUGUUCAUGGUUACUUUAUUGCAAGCGGCAAUCGGACUGCAGUCUGCAAUGCCAAAGGACAGUGGGAUGGUACUGAUUUGGUGUGCAAAGAAAUAGAUUGUGGCAAACCUUUGCUGAUUCCACACACAGAAGUGAUCUGGGACAGGUCCACCACUCUCUCGAGCAGAGUGUACUAUCAGUGUAAAGAAGGAUAUUAUUUUAAUGGAGACAAGAAUUUUUCAGAAUGCACAAUACAUCAGUCAUGGGAGAAUAUUACAUACAUAUGCAAAGAGGAGGAAUUAUUCAGUAAUUUGUCCAUAUUCAAUGAAACAUGUGUGAAAUGGCAAAGGAAAACUGGAAGACUGGAAGUGCAGGAAACGUACACAUUUCGCAUACUGGGCCAAAGAUGGGAUGAGAAGACAUUUUCAGAAGUUGCGAUAUUUAACAUCACUACAAGUGAAGAUAAUCCAAAGGUGUGUUUAGAUCUCAACUCUGGCAGUAACUACGUGGUGAAUAUUACUACCAUCUCUUCCACAAACAUCACUGUCUCAGUUACAGUAGCAGUUCAAACAAAGGUAAAGGAAGCUUUCAAUAAUGUAUUAAUUUUUAAUGAUACCUGCUUGAAAUGGUGGAGAAAUGUCAAGGGAACUGAAGUGGAAGACAGAUACUCAUUUCAUGUGCAGGGCCAGCGUUGGUAUCAGAAGGAGUUCUUUCAUGAAAUGACCUUCAACCUUACCACACACAAGCAGGCUCCAGAAGUUUGUUUUGAUUUGCAACCAGGCACCAAUUACUCUGUUAAUAUUUCCAUGGUAGCUUUGAAUUUUUCACUGCUCAUUUCGAUGACAACACAAAUCACAGAUCCCCCUUUCCCAGAUGUAGAAUUUGUUGCAGUAAAAGGUUCUGCACCCUUGCUCAGACUCCGGAAGGCAGAAGAUCGAAAUGGACCGAUCAGUCUUUAUCAAGUGAUUGUGCUUCCUCUGGGUUUGCAAAGCACUUUUAUUUGUGAUUCCUUUGCUGCUGCAACUUUCUUUAGUAACACCACUGACGUUAAAGGAUAUGUGGCAGCUGAAUUUCAGGCGAAGGAUGUUGCUGAUAACAUGUCAAUUGCUCUUGGAGACAGACAUUACUACGGGAAGUUUUAUAAUGCUCCUUUAAAGCUGGGAGAAGAGUAUUGUGUUUUUUUGAGAAUAAUAAGUGAAUGGAAUAAGGUGAGAACUCAGUCCUGUGUUGUUUGGGCACAAAUUAAAAAUUUAUCACCCACUCUGCAGUACAUGACUGCUUUUGGAUUAGGGUCACUUGCUGCUGUCUGCUUCAUACUGUUCCUGUCAUUCUCAGCGGCACGCUCUUAUCUCCACAGCACAGUGCACUCCCCACCUCCUGCUUUAGCCUGCGAGGCUGUACGUUUAUCUGCUACAAUGGACAUGGCACGAACAGGGAUUACAUCAUCAUUCCUAGAGACUGAAAAUGUCUCUCUUCUCUGAUGUGUUAUCCCCUGAAGUCAGCAUAGAGAAAAUGCACUCCUCUUACCAAAGCCAGCAUCUGUCGGGUAUGGACGUAUCUGCAUGGCACUUAUGUACUAUAGCAUGGGCAGAUGAAACGUGUUUGUUGCUGGAGGCGAGAUGUUUAUUGUCUCCCCUUGUUACCAGAUGGUGUGGUAUGUAAAGGAGACCAUUCCCUCACAAACAGG